AUGGAUUUGCAAACGGAGAGCACGGACCCCCCGCCUUGUGAGACACAGUCGAGUGGAAAAAUCAGGAAAGGAUUCAAGCUGUUUGGCAAGCGCAAGCCAGGUAACAUCUUUUCUAUCCGGAACAAAGGAGAUGAAAACAACAAGUCACCUGUUAAAACGGGCAAAACCCUGGAUGGAUUAUCAGAGACGGCUGGCCCAGAUUCAGAGCAGGAUUCAGACAAGGAAAAAGGACAUGAGGUGAGUCAAGGAGAGAGGGAGCAGGCAGAGGAAGAGCCACUCAGUGAAGAUGGCGUUCUGGCUGCCGCCCCUCCUCGCACCUCUAUUUCUUCAGUCAGCUCUGUCAGGUCCCUCAGCUUCCUGUCUUUACUGAGAGGAGGGCGGAGAGGAAUGGGGGACCAUCGAGCCCACACUGUGUCCCAGCCAGUGGGUCGGCAACGACGUGGGCUGAAGGGUCUCUUUGGCAAUGUGAAGUUUCGAUCAAAAGACAAAGAGGACAAGGAGGAAGCCCCUCCGAGCCCACUCCUCAUGUCAUCCCGCGCCAACAGUGUGGAAAUCAUCAAAGAGGACCUCACCCUGACCCCUAAAUCCCAGCCACGCUCUUUGGGCAGCCCAGUUACUGAGCCUAUCAGGAGUGUAACAGCAACGAGCCCGUCAGACACCGAAACUCCCGAGGAGACUUCAGGCAAUGUGAGUAGUACUAAUGAGCAUGUGCCGCCCCUUCCUGACUGUGAACCCCCCUUGGUACCUGGUGAUAACAGCCUGAGUUCCUUAUUGGCAGACAUCUCCUCUCUCCUGACCUUUGAAUCAAUCUCUGGAGGUGAUAUCAUGGCUGAUGUGGAGGCAGAGUGGGGAAAAGCCAGCAGCGCCAUCAGUGCUGUGGUGACCGAUGUCACACCAUCAUCCACAUCUCUCUUCUCCAAACCCUCCAUCUCCUCCCCGCUGACUUCUACCUCUGUUAGUACUGUGGACAAGGCAAAACCCUCUCCUGUAGCCUCAACCCAAUCCCCUACCCCUCUGAGUAAGACAUCUACAACUUCUUCUCCCAUUGCCAAGCCGAGCACCAUCAUCACAACACUGACCAAAUCUUCCACUUUGACCACUCACUCAGUUAAACUGAGCUCGGACUAUGCUCCAGUCUCCACCAGCACUACCCCUGUAGUGCUUACAAGCUUCUCAGCUUCAAAAAUGUCUUCCCCUUUAUUGACAACUAAAUCCACACUGAGCACCACCUCUACUGCAACCAUAGCUCCUCCAAACACCCCAGCUACUGUAGUCAAACCUCCCUCAGUUAGUCCAACUCUUACCUCUACCAUUAGCAAACUGGCUUCAGAGACUGCUGCACCACCUCAAUUUCCUACUUCAGUAAGUAAACUCAGCCCUGCAGCUACACCUGCCCCAGUAAAACCUCCAGUAACCCAUAGCCCUCCAGCUCCUGUUUCUAAUACCCAACAUCCACCUAUCAAAUCAGACUCAUCUGGGGUUUCUGCCCUGCAAACUUCCACUUCCUUCAAACCUUUCACGACUUCAGUCACAGCAGAAUCUAAAUCACCGGCGGCAGAGUCACUGGCCAGUACUCUGGCGGCCAAACCCUCCUCUCCUGCACCUGUAUUCCCCCCUAAGAUGACAACAGUCCACACACCAACUACAACCUCAAGCUCAGUAUCUCCUGCACUUUCCAAGCCCCAACUUACAUCCAGCUCAAUUGACAUAACCAGGACGACUACUCCCCUUGCAACUGUCCCAGAUCUUACUUCGACUUUUUCUACGUUUAAGACCCAACCAACCCUUGCAUCUGCCGCACCUCCCUCAUAUUCGCUUGACAAAUUCCCUCCUGCCUAUAAACCCCCUCCUGCACCAGUCUCUUUAGAUAAGGCGGCACCUGCUCCAACAACAACUCCAGUCCCUGCCAGUCAUCCUGGUGUUGCUGUGCCAUCCCAAACACCUUCUGCUUUGGGCCAGACCCUGCUCUCUCAAUCUAAAGGUCCUUCUGCCCUUGCAACAGUUCCUGGAUCUAAAGAUGUCCCUGCUGCCGCAGAAAUGCAAAUUUCUCAAUCUAAAGAUACUCCUCUCACUGCUCGGAUCCCAGUCUCUGUAUCUAAAGACCUUCCUGCUCCUGUUUCUGCUCAAGUUACUCAAUCCAAACUCCCACCUGCCCAAGCUCAAAUCCCAGUCUCUAUACCUAAAGACACUCCUGCUCCUGUUUCAGCUCAGAUCCCAGUUUCUGUAAUUAGAGACCCUCCAGCUUCUUUCUCGGUUUCUGUUUCUAAAGAAACUACUGCUCCAGUCCAAGUUUCUGUUUCUAAAGAUACUCCUGCUCCAAUCCAAAUUUCUGUAUCCAAAGACACUCCUGCUCCUGCACCCGCUCAGAUUCAACUUUCUCACUCUAAAGCCCCUUCUACACCCACCCCUGCCCCAUGCCCCGUCUCUUCUUCUUCUUUUUCUUCUCCCCCUCCAUCCCAGCAGAGUGAGGCCUCAGUCUCUGCUCAGACAAGAGGACGUGAACAGGCAUCAGUGGAUGAGAAGCUUUCUAGUCCAAGUAGCACAGAUGUCCUGAGUUGUCAGAUGGUGGCAGACAAAACAGCAGAGCUGCCUAAUGAGUCACGAGCGAGCCUCCAGAGAGAGAAGAAGACGCCACAAGCAAAGGCAUCCGGACUAAGCAAAAUACCUGUGGUCGGAGGGGGCAGAGCUGGCAGGUUACCUGUUCGGGAUAGUCAACAUCCGGAUGAUGAAACAAGCAGGGACCCACCGACUCCAGUGCAAGAGGAAGAGAGGCCAAAUUUCAACUCACAUGAUGCAGAAAUCAAAGAUAAGAUCAGAGAUGGUGAGGUGAAUGUGCCAACCUCAAAACACAGCCAAGAGGAGAGUCAGCAGCAGAAAGUUAUCACCAGUUUACCGCGUGACUCCAAGAUCCCUGUGAAGCAUGGUGCCUCGCAGAUCCCUCAAGCUAAAGAACCACCACGCACGAAAAUACCAGUGUCAAAGGUCCCUGUCCGCAGGGUUGGAACUAAACCUGCAGCUGUAGGUGGCGGCACCCAGAUAAAAAAAUAA
Messenger RNA from Xyrichtys novacula (pearly razorfish), 3048 nucleotides. Lineage: Eukaryota; Metazoa; Chordata; Actinopteri; Labriformes; Labridae. The record is from the annotation of a GenBank genome assembly.